AUGGCUGGAGACGAGAUCCUCCGCAAGGAAGUCUCCCCGGAUCAUGCGGGGCCGUCGGGCAAGCAACAAGGCUUUGGAGAGGACCGUGAACUUGGCUCCGAGCCCGAACUCUUUGAAGUGGACAGGGUCGAGCGUGUAUACGAAAAGCUGGACCGUCGAAUUCUGCCGGCAUUCUGGGUCCUUUACUUUCUCUGCUCCGCCAUCCGUUCCAAUGUCGGCCUUGCCCAGACGAUGAACAGCGACGUUGGCCAUGACCUCGCAUCACAGAUGCACCUGACCGCCAAAGAGGUCUCCACCGGCCUGGCCCUGUUCUAUGUUUGCUAUGUCAUCUUCGACCUUCCCUCCAAUCUGAUCAUGUCGAGACUCAGCCCGCACAUCUGGAUGAGCAGAAUCGUCGUUGGUGUCGGCAUAAUCGGAGCGUGCAUGGCUGCUGUGAGGUCCGAGUGGAGCUUUUAUCUCUUGCGACUACUGCUGGGAAUUGUCAUCGCCGGCAUGUGGCCAGGAAUGUCCUACUACCUUACGCUUUUCUACCCGCCCUCGAGGACCGGCAAGCGGAUUGGGCGUUACUACACUGCUGCUCAACUCUCCGCCGCCGUCGUCGGCCUCGUUUCCGCCGGUUUCCAAGAGAUGGACGGCUUGGGUGGCCUGGUCGGCUUUCAAUGGAUGUUCCUCGUCUACGGCCUCAUCACCAUCAUUGUCGGCAUCUCCUUGCUUUGGUGGCUACCAGACCGACCACUUCCUCCUAGCCAGCUCAGAGACCGGACCGGAUGGAAGAAGUGGAUUCCCGAGAGUAAACCAGCUCUGGAGGGAGAAGACGCCAUCCUCCACUACGAGGACCUAAAGAGAGUCUAUCACAACAAAGCCUGGACGCUCAAAGACCUGUGGCAAGUUUUCACUGACUGGCGUCUUUGGCCGCUCACUAUCAUGUACUUCGGCGUUGUUGGUGUUGGCAUUGGUACUCAGCUGUAUGCCAGCGUCAUCAUCAAGGGCAUUAACCCAAGCUUGAGUAGCGUCAAUUUGUCGCUACUAACGGCCCCCAUCUGGAUCGCGGACCUCAUCGCCAUCAUACUCGUCACGCCCCUGUCCGAUCGUUUCCACUACUAUCGUGCUCCUUUCUUCGCGGUCGCGGUCCUGAUCCAAAUUGCCGGUCUUCUUGUCACUACAUUCGCACCCGCCCACCCUUACCCGUGGGCCCGCUACGGCGGACUUCUUAUGGUCGGAUUCGGCCUCGGCCCGACGGUGCCCCUGACCAUGGCCUGGACCAACGAGCUCUUCCAGCCGCGCCACGGCGAGGUCGGCGUCGCCGCCGCGUCCGCCCUCGUCUCGGGGCUCGGCAACCUCGGCUCCAUCCUCACCACCUACGCCCUCUACACCGGCUGGCCCGCCGACGCCGCCGACGCCCGCCACAAGUACCGCCGCAGCAACCUCGUCAUGGUCGCCAUCCUGUGCGCCAGCGUCGCGGCCGCCGCCGUCAUGUGGGCCGCCGUGUGGAUGACUGGCGCUGGCGGCGGCGGCCCGGUUGGCGCGGUGGGGAGGGACGCCGGUGGUGGUGGUCUUGUCGUUGUUGUGCGCGAAGGUGAGGGGGAGGAGGUCGUUGUUUUGGAUGGGGCGGCGAGGAGGGAGGGGAGGCAGAGGGGGUUUCAGAAGAUGUUGGGGAAGUGGUGA
Molecule: messenger RNA, 1665 nt
Organism: Diplodia corticola
Lineage: Eukaryota; Fungi; Ascomycota; Dothideomycetes; Botryosphaeriales; Botryosphaeriaceae
Product: mfs transporter
Exons: 6
Coding region: 1-1665 (554 amino acids)
Biological process (GO): biotin import across plasma membrane
Cellular component (GO): membrane
Molecular function (GO): biotin transmembrane transporter activity; solute:proton symporter activity; dethiobiotin transmembrane transporter activity
Source: RefSeq, a predicted model, not a curated record